AUGGGCACCAAGGCAAAGGAUACUCGAGCAUGGCUGUGGCCGCCUUCAAUGACGGUCCCAACCUUGUUCGCCGCCACGGCCGUCCUGCAAGCCGCCAACUACGAAUGGCUGCGGCGAUGGCUUAUCUCGGGCGCGCCAGCCCUUAGCUUCCUCAUCCUGGUCGGUGAAGCCAGGGGCCAGCGAAUCGCGCCGUUUGCUCACGUCUGGACGCUGUUCGCCACCGUCAACCUGGCUUAUGCCGUGGCCUCUACCUCGUGGCUCCUCUACUGGGCUUUCGCGGUCCUCUGCUACCCGACCAUCUACCUAACAUGCCUCACGCAGUUCGACAUUGUGGGCGACGUCACGCGGAGGGUGAUGCGAACGCUCAUCAGGCAGUUGCAUUUCAUCGAUGACAAAAUCUCCCUGUUCGACAUUCCGGCGUUGGAGAUUGACACGGAUGUCGAUGGGUUGAUGGUUUUUAGGGGAAUCACGUUUUGCCUGUCGUCGCUGAGUUUCGUCAUCCACGGCGUGGAAGUCGGCAUCAAGCUGCCCGACGAUCUGGAGCUGGCAGUCCAGACCGAGACGGUUUCCGUGUCGCUGUUUCGCAGCAUACAAGUGGGAGACUGUUUUGCAAACCUGAAGAAUGCCAACGUCGGAAAGGGCGACGGCGCUGCGUCGGACUGCGGCCCGUCUUUGAGAAGCACAUCCGAGUCCGUCCAGAUGAAGUAUGACCUGACGGAUGGAAGCCCUCCAGUUGAUUCCUCCCACAGGACUGCGACCAAGGACAUGAAGCAGUUUACUCUGCGGGAUGACGCCGCUAAUGAGCAGUACAGAAGAAUCCUCAAGCACAUCAAUGAUACUAAUACCGUCCAUGAAGCUCGGGAGUACAUCAAGCAACUGGACAAGAAUGCCGACGCUGCGCUGGAUGACGAGUCUGCGCUGCGAGCGGCCAUCUGCUCUGAGCUUCAUUCCAAGCCGUCGGUGCCCCAUCCUCCCACCCGUUCCAUCAAAGUGACGACGCUGCAGCAGCUGCUGCCUCCCCGCAUCCGAGGUUUCCUUCACAGGCUGCCCAUGCUCCUCCGCCUCGUGCUUAACCCAAUCUCCUACUUUCACCCGGUCAGCAUAUCUUCCAUCACGGCUACCGCGUCGGGGCGCUGGAUCGAAGAAUUGGUGGUGCAGAGCAUCUUCAAGGGGUACGACGAGUCCGACUCGGAGCUACGCCGCCUCAAGGACCGCGUGUCCGCAUGGGUCGCCGACGCCAACUUUGCCGUCGAGCUUGGCACGGUCCUGGGCGUUGCUCAAGUGCCCAUCAUCUCUUCGUACAGCAUAAACUGUCAACUGGCAGUCGACGACGUGCGAGCCUACCGAGCUCUGCCUGAUGAAGUGAGCCUCGUCCAGGUGGUGAGGCUGGGCGGUGCCGACGCGACUUUUGUCCUGCCAAGCUACCUGCUGCCCCAUCACGAGCACCUGCUUCCGACAGAGCGUGAUUCGGAAGGCCGACUGGACGCAGAAGAAGCCGACGUCGCGCAUGUCAAGGCCUCUGUUCACGCCAAGCUACCGGCAAUCCUCGACCAGGAACUGCUCGACUUUGUCGCGCUGCUGGUCAAGGCUAGCAAGCUGGUGGAAAUAGAAGAAGCGACCGCCGGUGAUGUACCCACGUUGAAGGAAAUACCCGGGGCGCUCAACCAGAAAGUCAAGGAGAAGUUCAAAAAGGUCAUCAUAUCGACCGACCAAAGGCUUGCCAAGCUUGUGGGCAGAGUGAUGCGGAAACUGGAACAGGUGAAUGGCGACUUGGGAUACACGGGGAACAUAGCAGUGCAGUUGAAAGAGUACAGGAUGACGGGGUGGUUGGAAGCAGAGGGUGAAAAGCUGCUGCCAUGA
Molecule: messenger RNA, 1860 nt
Organism: Ustilaginoidea virens
Lineage: Eukaryota; Fungi; Ascomycota; Sordariomycetes; Hypocreales; Clavicipitaceae
Exons: 1
Coding region: 1-1860 (619 amino acids)
Source: RefSeq, a predicted model, not a curated record